CAUUCACAUGUAUCACCCCCGGUUCCACUUCCUGUCGAUGACCGAACCCCGUCGCUCACAUGGACGAUGAUGUCGGCUUGGACAUAACUUCUGCUAGAAGAGGCCAUUUCUUGACGUUCGGCUAGCUCCGGGCACUUGUGGGUCUGUGUGUAUGGAGGGAGAGAGAGAGAGAGAGAGAGAGUCUUGGGUAGGAGUGAAGCCUUUUCUUUUCUUGCUUUCCUUCUGGGUUUUUGAGCUUUUGAUCGAGCGUGAGAAAAGGAGACCGAGCUGAGACCAGAGAUUUUCAAGAAUUCAAAUUGCAGAUUUUCCAGAUUUCAACCACAGAGGAGCCAACUACAUUGCUGGGGUCUUGAGCCUCUCCAAUGUGAAACAAGAAGCUUUAGAUUUCAGAAAGCUGAUGAUUACUCAGGAUACCAUCAACCCAAUUCAGCUCAGUCCAUUUCCAGUUGAGAAUGGUUUUUCAGCAAGCAAUUCUUGCAAUUAUCACCACACUCUCGAUCAUCUCUCUAGCAGAAGCUCACAAUGCCAUGAAUUGCAACCGAUCAUGUGGAACUGGAGCAUCUGCCAAGCAUGUGAAUUUCCCAUUUGGAUUCUCCGGCGACUGCGAAAUCCAGCUCGGCUGCGCCCACAACUCCGAGAUCAGAAUCGGGGAAUUUCGAGUCCUGAACUUGACCCCAUAUAGCAUAAUCGUUGAUCUCCCAGCGAAAUGCAACCGCCCAGUCACUUCGAUUAAGUCUCUUUUUAGCAAAAAUUAUGCACCCACUUGGACAAAUGGCUUUCUAUUCCAGAAAUGCAAAGUCCCUUUGAGUGGAUGCCUCGUGCCGGCAAGUUUUGUGAAAAACCGAUUCGUGAAUGAGAGCUGUCAAGGAGAAAACAUAACAUGUUACUCAAAAGAGAGUAACCAGGGGGUUGAUUUGAUUGCAUAUGGGAGUCUGAUUAAUAAAGGUUGUGAUUUCUUGUUCUCUUCCAUUGCUGCUGUUGACCCGGAGAAGAACUCCCUCGAGUUUCAAGCUCUGGAGUUGGGAUGGUGGCUCAAUGGGUCAUGUGAUUAUUGCUCAGUUAACGCAAGUUGCACGAGUGUUCCUCUUCUUGGGGGUGGUUCAGGGUUCAGGUGUGAGUGUGAUCAUGGUUUUGAAGGUGAUGGCUUCAUCCACGGUGAAGGUUGCCGGAAAGCUUCAAGUUGUGGCACUUCAAACUACUUUUCCAGGGGCUGCAAAGGAAGUAUAAGAGUCAUUGGAGGGGUUACUGCUGGAGCUUCCUUAAUGGCUGCUCUCGCUGUCAUCUGUUUCUUUGCCCAUCGCCGAUCCGCUACUCUGCGCAACCAGAUGAGUGUGAAGCGCCUUCUCUGUGAAGCAGCUGGCAACUCCAGUCUUCCCUUGUACCAGUACAAAGACAUCGAAAGAGCCACCAACAAUUUCUCCGAGAGGCAGAGGCUGGGUACUGGGGCCUACGGCACAGUCUAUGCUGGGAAGCUCCACAACGACGAAUGGGUUGCUAUUAAGAAGAUCCGGCACAGGGAUACAGACAGCAUUGACCAAGUCAUGAAUGAAAUCAAGCUCCUAUCAUCCGUGAGUCAUCCCAAUCUUGUCCAACUCUUGGGUUGUUGCAUUGAGCAGGGCGAACAGAUUCUUGUUUACGAGUUCAUGCCAAACGGAACAUUGUCUCAGCAUUUACAAAGAGAGAGAGGGAAAGGACUUCCCUGGACAAUAAGGCUUACCAUCGCGGCUGAAACUGCUCGUGCCAUUGCCUAUCUCCAUUCAGCUGUGAACCCGCCCAUAUAUCAUAGAGACAUCAAGUCCAGCAACAUACUCUUGGAUUACCACUAUAGAUCCAAAGUAGCGGAUUUUGGCCUUUCCAGGCUCGGAAUGACAGAGACUGGGGAUUCCCACAUCUCUACUGCCCCACAAGGGACUCCAGGCUACCUUGAUCCUCAAUAUCAUCAAAAUUUCCAUCUUUCCGACAAGAGCGAUGUCUACAGUUUUGGGGUGGUCCUUGUGGAGAUCAUAACUGCACUAAAAGUGGUGGACUUCUCCCGACCCCACAGCGAGGUGAACUUGGCUGCGCUAGCCGUUGAUAGGAUAGGUAGAGGUAGCGUGGAUGAUAUCAUCGACCCGUUCCUCGACCCACAACGGGAUGCAUGGACACUCUCCUCUAUUCAUAAGGUUGCCGAGCUGGCUUUUCGAUGCCUCGCGUUUCACAAGGACAUGAGGCCUUCCAUGACAGAAGUUGCCGGGGAACUCGAGCAGAUAAGGCUCAGUGGGUGGGCGCCGCUAGAAGAGCAUAUAUUCGCAGCAUCCUCGGUGGCAUCCUCCUGUUCCUCGCCGUAUAACGGGAGCGAGAGGUCCUUCGGUGGCAUGUCGAUGAAGAGAGCACCUGCGAGUCAACGUCUGGUCGUGACGCCGAGGGCGGCUGAUUCUUUGGGCUCGGUGGAGGAGUUGAAGGACUCUUCACCGGUUUCAAUUCAGGAUUCUUGGUUAAGCGAACAGAGCUCGCCUUCGACCACCAGCUUGCUGAGUAACGUGGUUCGAUGAGCACGUCUUCGACCACCAGCCGGUGGACUGGCUCUCCAAUCAUCCUGU
Molecule: messenger RNA, 2579 nt
Organism: Rhodamnia argentea
Lineage: Eukaryota; Viridiplantae; Streptophyta; Magnoliopsida; Myrtales; Myrtaceae
Product: wall-associated receptor kinase-like 14
Exons: 4
Coding region: 453-2531 (692 amino acids)
Biological process (GO): protein phosphorylation
Molecular function (GO): ATP binding; protein kinase activity
Source: RefSeq, a predicted model, not a curated record